AAAUAUUGCCCACCCCUGCUCUAGAGCAAAAAAUAAGCAAUAUUUUGUAGAUAAUGUUACAUGCCAACAGUCAAUAUUAUUUAUUUACUCUUAAUAAUACUUUUCUUUUGUAUAUGGUUAAUAACUCUUCCAUUGGUAAAAUCUGUCUCUAUUCUGUUCACAUUUCUUAUCUGAUGUCAGUUUUGUAGUUUAAAAAUGUACUUGUACAGAAAUACUAAAUCUUGGGAAAAUUAAAAACAAUUUAUGUGUGUAAAUAGUUAUACUAUACUCUCAUUUAAAGAUAUUAACUGUGUUUCUCCAAGAGCUCAGAUUAUUAUGAUAUACACGGAAUUACAAGUGUCAUUGUUUGCUAGUUGAAACAAACAUUGUUUGCUAGUGUUUCACCAGUUGCCGAGCAACCAAAAGACUCUUUGCUCAUAUGACUGCUUCAUUCUUUUCCUUUCUGGAUCACUCACUGCUUUUCAGGGAAAAAUUCACCAUUUGAACUCCUGUGUUGGCUUUUAUAGUUUCUGUGCAGUAAUCUUUUGGAGGAUGAUUUGUAGUUUCACUGUGAUUUGUUGGACAGGAUUUCAUAAAGUCCAAGAAACAGAAGAGAGCAGAAUCUUCUUAAUUUACUGGCAUCUAAAACAAUAAAGAAAAUGGCCAUGGUUUCCCCUGUAGCUGAAAGGCAGGUAAAUGCCUUUAAAAGCUACAGUCGGUCAGGUAACCCACUUCACAAAAUGGAUCGCCAUCAGUAUAAAAAUCUGUUAAAGAAAAUGUACAUGCCUUUUGUGAGAGGACCUGAGGAUAAACAUGAUUUUGCCAGCUUCCAAGAAAAAGACAGUAAUUCUUUUCUUAAAUUCAAUCCUUAUAGCCCUCCUGUGGGGCCAGAUUACCCUUUAUUCCCACACCGAGAUGAUGUGCCUUUAGCUGACCCCUGUUCAGGAUUCAUGAGCUCAGGAGCUGAUGCUGAUUUGCAGCCCUACUGUGGCAGAGCCAUUGAGUCCUUGGUGGAUUACAGUGAUGUGAAACCUCACCAGCGGGUCCCCGUCCCAGAAAAGACUGCACAAACUGUACACAGAAGACAGGUGGCCCUGUUGGAGGAGGUGAGUCAGGACAGACGUUGGAACUCCAAGGCAGUGUCAGAUGUUUCUGUCAGGGCAAGACUUGGAGGCUGGACAAGUCCAAAGAAAGUUAUUCCUGCUCCAUCUAAACAAAAAGACUCUUUUCAAAUUCAUAGCUUUGCAUUUAAUGUGGACCCCAAAUGUAAGACAUCAAAUGACCCUCAUUCUGCAAGUUGGAGAGAAGAAAAAGCAAGGGACUAUUUCUACCUCUCAAGUACUCAAAAAGCUUAUCAAGAAGUUCCUUGGGAUAAGAUGUUACCACCCAGAGUCCCACAGCCAGAGUCAACACUAGAAAUGAUGGCUGAUCCCAUCUCCCAGUGUUUUACAAUAAAGAGAUACGAUCCUGCGCCAGAAAUAAGCCAGGUUGUUGGAGGACUCUGGGAUAGAUUUCAAACAAGAUCCUUUACUUCACCGCAAAAACCAAUUAAUUUUGUAAGCCCAAGCUCUCGAACUCAGCAUAUCCCUCUCUACACUGGCUGUAUUGGAGCAGAGAAUGUUGAAGACCUGGACAACGCCAGUGUAGAUGUAAUUACUCUUGGCAAUGUUCGAACUACAAAACCUUGCUACACAAGAACUGCUCACACUCCAAAUAUCCCUGGAUAUACUGGCAAGGUUCAUUGGACAGCAACCCACCCGGCAAAUUCUAAUCUUCCAUCAACAUCUCCAUCGAUAAUUACACAAAUGCAUGGAUACAUAGCAAAGUGUGGAUACUCCUCUCGAUUUAAUCACCACGGCCCUUUGUCUCAAAUACUUACUCCAGUUUAUCCUCAAAAUUCUUUCAACAAGGUAGAAAGAGAAACAAUUAAGGUUUAACAAAAAUGAGUCCGGCUACCAGUUUGACUGCAAGUCUCAAUGACCAAUGGUGGGAAAGAAGGAAAUGUGUCGAGUAUAUACUCCUUAAAAAUGGGACCAUAGUAAAAAAAUACAGAAGUGGGUGUCUGGUGGAUGUGCUAGUCUUUAUUAUGUGGUCUUUCUAUACUCAGUAUGUAUGACUUGCUAUUGUAUCAUUUCAGAAGUAGGAAGACUCUUCUGCUUGAAAGAUAGUUAUUGUAUUGAGUUGCAGUAUUAUUAUAGAAACUGGUGCAAUAGAACAAUUAGCCAUAAAUACUGUAUUCAAUAUGCAGUGUAGCCUGUAUAUAUAACUUUUAAAAAACAUAUUAAAAGUAGUCAUCCAGCAUACCUCUCAUCAGUAGCUCUUAAAAUUCUUUACAAGGGUGGGUA
Molecule: messenger RNA, 2324 nt
Organism: Pelodiscus sinensis (Chinese soft-shelled turtle)
Lineage: Eukaryota; Metazoa; Chordata; Testudines; Trionychidae
Gene: SPMIP7
Product: sperm microtubule inner protein 7
Source: RefSeq, a predicted model, not a curated record